Molecule: messenger RNA, 1205 nt
Organism: Meriones unguiculatus (Mongolian gerbil)
Lineage: Eukaryota; Metazoa; Chordata; Mammalia; Rodentia; Muridae
Product: serine protease 29-like
Exons: 6
Coding region: 88-930 (280 amino acids)
Biological process (GO): proteolysis
Molecular function (GO): serine-type endopeptidase activity
Source: RefSeq, a predicted model, not a curated record
CCUGGCCAAUUCCCUUGCCCACUUCCUGCAGCUCAAGGAUAAAAGGGCCUGAGAGGUCCUGGGAGGAGGGAGCUACAGAGACCUGUCAUGAUGCUGAGCCUGCUGUGUCUGAUUCUCUUCUUUGUUGGGUGCUCCACUGCUGGAAAUUCACCACCUGUGCCUGAGAAUGUGCUGGUGGGCAUCGUGGGGGGCCAAGGUGCCCCGCAGGGGAGGUGGCCAUGGCAGGUCAGCCUGAGGACCUACAGCUACUACUUUGCCUCCUGGGUGCACAUCUGUGGGGGCUCCCUCAUCCACCCACAGUGGGUGCUGACUGCUGCCCACUGCAUCCACGAGAGAGAUGCUGACCCAUCGGUCUUUCGGAUCCACGCUGGGGAUGUGUACCUCUACGGGGGGAAGGAGCUGCUAGGUGUGAGCCAAGUCAUCAUCCAUCAGGACUACGUGCAUGGUGUCCUGGGUUCAGACGUGGCCCUGCUUAGGUUGGAGAAGCCCCUGGGCUGCUCGGCCAACAUCAAGCCUGUCAAGCUGUUCUCUGGGUCUCUGGAGGUCAACUCGAGGAACCCGUGCUGGGUGACUGGCUGGGGCAGGGUCCACUUGUAUGCGUUGCUGCCCCCUCCCUACCGCCUGCAGCAGGUUCAAGCGAAGAUAGUGGACAAUGCCAUCUGUGAGCAGCUAUACCACAAUGCAACCAGGCACCGCUACCGGAACCACAGGUUCAUCCAAGAUGACAUGCUGUGUGCUGGCAGCGUGGGCCGAGGGACCUGCUAUGGUGACUCAGGUGGCCCCCUGGUCUGCAGGGUAGCAGGCUCCUGGAACUUAGUAGGAGUGGUCAGCUGGGGCUAUGACUGUGCCCUGAGUGACAUCCCCGGGGUCUAUGCACGCGUGCAGUCCUUCCUGCCCUGGAUCACGCAGCAGAUGCAGAAGUUCUCCUGAGCCCAGCCGGCCUCAUGCCGGUGGGCAGAAGAGUCUCCCAGCACCCACUGCUUCAGCCUUUGCCUUCUGAACCUGUGCUGUCCUCUGGCCUUCUGGGAGUCUGGACAUCCCUGACCCAACAAAGACAGCAGAAAUGAUGGCUGGCAGGGGUGGGUGCUCUUGGCUAGAAGGAAGGUGAAGAGGAAUGGGGGCUUGCUAUGCAUGCUGCUGCUGAAGGUACUGAGCAGCUUCUGCUUUUUGGAUGUUCUUAAUAAAGGUCUUGUGCACAUUCAGGA